Molecule: messenger RNA, 3012 nt
Organism: Brassica oleracea var. oleracea
Lineage: Eukaryota; Viridiplantae; Streptophyta; Magnoliopsida; Brassicales; Brassicaceae
Product: receptor-like protein 12
Exons: 2
Coding region: 1-3012 (1003 amino acids)
Molecular function (GO): protein binding
Source: RefSeq, a predicted model, not a curated record
AUGAGCUUUCUUCUUCGUUCAAUAUGUUUCCUCUUCGUUUUAAACAUUCUUAACACGUUUGCUUCUCCUACACGGCACUUGUGUCGACCCGAAGAAAAGAAUGCCCUUUUGGAGUUCGUGAGUGAGUUUGAGAUUCGGAAUCUUGACGAUGAUGUUUUUUCUAGUUUUUCUUAUCCCAAGACGAACUCGUGGAGCAACAAGAGUGAUUGCUGUUCAUGGGACGGUAUCAUGUGCCAUGCCAAGUCUGGUGAAGUGGUCGAGCUAGACCUAAGUUCCAGUUGCUUCCACGGCAAACUAAGUUCCAAAAGCAGUCUUUUUAAACUGCAAAGGCUCCGUGUCCUUAAUUUUGCUUACAACGAUCUCGGCUCUUUUGAGAUACCUAGCCAGCUCGGUACACUCAAGGAGUUAACACUACUCAACCUCUCAAACACUUUGUCAUCUGGUCCAAUUCCAACAGAGCUUCUUCAUCUAACCAAGUUGGUGUCUCUUGACCUCUCUUCUAACUCAUUAUCAGCUCAAAAGUCAUUUCUUAACAAUCUUUCCCAGAAUUUGACAAACCUAGAGGAGCUUAACCUAGGUCUUGUAGACAUUUCUUCAGAAAUUCCUCCAAAUAUCUCAAAACUAUCCUCUCUCAAAUCACUCUCUCUUGAUGACUGUAACUUGUUUGAUAUGGUAGGAUCUCUUCCAGAGUUUAAUAGAAAUAACUCUCUUGUUUUCUUGGACCUCUCUUGGAUAUCCCUAGGUAACUUACCUGUCUCCAUCAACAACCUUAAACACUUGACUACUUUGAGACUUGGGUUUUGCAAUUUACAUGAACAGAUUUCAUCUUCACUUGGAAACUUAACCAACCUAUCCUCUCUUGACCUUUCAUCUAAUUUUUUCAAUGGUCAUAUCCCUUCUUCAUUUGGAAAUCUUCUCCAUCUUACCUCUUUAGUCCUUUCUUAUAAUAGACUUAGUGGCCAAAUCCCACCUUCCUUUGCCAAUCUUAAUCAACUUACUACCUUAAGUCUUGUUUCCAAUAAGCUUAGUGGUAACUUUCCUCUUCCAUUACUCAAUCUCACAAAGUUGUCAGAGUUAUCACUAGUCAACAAUCAUUUCACAGGUACACUUCCUCCAAACAUAAGUGCACUUUGCAACUUAGAGACCUUUGAAGCAAGUGAAAACAUUUUCACUGGAACUCUCUCUUCUACUCUCUUCAACACCCCUUCUUUGACUUACAUCGAUUUGAAAGAUAAUCAACUCAAUGCCAUUCUUGAGUUUGGGAAUAUCUCUUCACCAUCUAAGCUAGAAAGGUUAUCACUUGGCAAUAACCAUUUCAAAGGGUCUCUCCCAAUAUCCAUUUCAAGCUUAGUCAAUCUUUACAGCCUUGACCUUUCUUAUUACAACACGGGGAUGUCAGUAGACUUUGGUUUCUUAUCACAACUCAAGGGUCUCAUAGAUCUGGACAUAAGCUAUAUAAACACCACAAAUAUAGUUGACUUGAGUACCAUCUUCUUACAUCUCAAGUCCCUAUCUUCACUGCAGCUGUCAGGGGUACAUGUCUCGACCGCGAAAAUGGGUUUAGUUUCUAAUCUACCAACGAACUUAGGCACCUUGCACUUGUCAGGCUGUGGUAUCACAGAGUUUCCAAAAUUCCUAAAGAACCUACAAAAGAUGUCUCACUUGGAUCUCUCAGACAACAAAAUCAAAGGUGACGUGCCACAUUGGCUGUGGAAUCAUCUACCAAUGUUAGCAGUCCUGAAUCUACGCAACAACUCUUUCACCGGUCUUGAAAGAUACUCAAAUGAUUCAUCUAGACUGGAGCUUAGUGUUCUAGAUUUGAGUUCAAACGCGUUCCAAGGACCGUUGUUCGACCCACCAGUCUCCACAGAAGCAUUACUCGUCUCCAACAACAACUUCACAGGAAAGAUCCCUGAAUCCAUAUGUGAGCAGAGAUAUCUACAAACCCUUGAUUUAUCCAACAACAGCUUCACAGGCUCAAUACCUCAAUGUCUAAAGAAUCUGAACAGUUAUCUUUCAUUUCUUAACCUCCACCAUAAUCAACUCAAUGGAAGUAUUCCAGAAAUAUUCACCAACGCCGCUGACUUAGUAUCCAUUGACGUCAGCCAAAACAGGUUGGUUGGGAAGCUUCCAAGGUCACUGAAGAGCUGCACUAGCCUCGAAGUUCUCAACGUUAGAAGCAAUGGAAUCGACGACACGUUUCCUUUCUGGCUGAAUACUUUGCCUGAGCUAAAAGUCAUUGUCCUCCGCAACAACAACUUCAAAGGACCUUUACACCGUCAUCAUCCUUUCGGAUUUCCCAAGCUGCAAAUCAUUGAUGUAUCCAACAAUGGCUUCAACGGGACACUACCAUCAGAUUACUUUUCAGACUGGAACAUGACAAGACGUGAAGAUCGGUCGGGAGUUAUUUACAUCAGAUAUAAUGAUUAUUACCAUGAUUCAAUGGUCUUGAUGAGUAAAGGAGUAGAGAUGAAACUGGAACGGAUAUUGAAACUCUUAACAGCUAUUGACUUGUCAGGAAAUGAACUCAGUGGAAAGAUCCCUGAGUCCAUUGGUCUGCUCAAGGAUCUUAUUGUGCUCAAUCUAUCAAGCAACGGUUUCACUGGUGACAUACCUUCAUCUUUUGGGAAUCAGAGUCAGCUCGAGUCAUUAGACUUAUCGAAUAACAAGCUUUCAGGGUCAAUUCCACCUUCUCUCGGGGAUCUCUCUAGUCUGUCUUACAUCAAGGUUUCCAACAACCAGCUCCACGGUCCAAUACCGCAAAGUACACAGUUCCGAACUCAGUCUGCUUCGUCUUUUGAAGGAAACCUUGGACUGUGUGGUCUUCCUCUCAGUGAAAAGUGCGGAGAGCAAUCACAAGAGCCAGAAGCAGAGGAAGCAGAGGAGGAAGAAGGAGUACUGAGCUGGACUGCAGCUGCCAUAGCCUUAGCACCUGGAGUUAUCCUCGGGUUGACAAUUGGGCACAUUUUGGUUACACAAAAGACUCACUGGUUCAUGAGAUUUCUUGCGUGA